AUGAUCACCAUCCGCCGGCGCCGCCCCGCGAGGCUACCCAUCUACCUGGCCAUCGCCCUGACGUUGCUGUUCCUCUGGCAUACCGGCCUUCCUGUUGGCUGGGGCACCGGUGACAUCAUCUACAACGGCAUCCACUACCGCAAGUCGGGCUACGACUGGGGCAGCUUGACACUCGAAUAUCCGCUCGAAAAGCCGCUGCGAACCCCGCCGGCUGGCAGUCCUCGCGAACUCCCGCAAGUCCAAUAUGACUUUGACGGGGGCAGCAGCAGCAGCAAGAACGGUCGGGGAGAAAAGAAGAAGGGCAAGAAACUAUCCCACGACGAGGACCGCGACCAAGAACGGGCAAAGCAGAUCGAGUCGAGAAGGGCAGCCGUAGUCCACGCCUUCCGACGGAGCUGGGCGAGCUAUGCUGACCACGCAUGGACGUGGGACGAGCUGACACCUGUGUCUGGCCGUGGCAAGAACACUUUCGGCGGCUGGGCGGCCAGCAUGGUCGACGGCCUCGACUCGCUAUGGAUCAUGGGAAUGCACGACGAGUUCCGCCGCGCCGUUCGCGCCGUCGCCCAGCUCGACUGGUCCAACACCACCGAGACCGCCGCCAAUAUGUUCGAGACGACCAUUCGCCAUCUGGGUGGUCUCAUCGGCGCCUACGACCUGAGCGGCGAGCCGGCCUUGCUGGCCAAGGCCGUGGAGCUGGGCGACAUGCUGUACAUGGGCUUCGACACCCCGAACCGCAUGCCACCCUUUUGGUUCAAGUUCUCGGAUGCCAAGUAUGGCAGGCAGAAGGUUGGCGAGCGCGAGUCUUCGGCCGCAGGAUGCUCGCUGUCCAUGGAGUUUACCCGCCUAUCCCAGCUGACGGGUGACCCGAAAUACUACGACGCGACCGAGCGCGUGAAAGAGUUCCUCGUCAAGACGCAGGACAAGAGCAAACUGCCCGGUAUGUGGCCCAUGUUCAUGAACUACCGCGAGGAGAAGGUCGACGAAAGCUCCUUCAGCAUUGGCGCGCAGGCGGAUUCUCUAUACGAGUACCUUCCCAAAAUGCACGCACUGCUCGGCGGCCUCGACGACGAGUAUGAAAAGCUCACCAGUAGCUCGUUCGAUGCCAUUGACAAGCACAUCCUAUUCCGCCCCAUCCUGCCCAACGUGACCGACAUACUCGUCCCGGGCAAUGCCUUUGCCCACGCGACCUCGGUCGACCUGACGCCCGAGGCUCAGCACCUUGGUUGCUUUGCCGGCGCCAUGUACGGCCUCGCCGGCAAGCUUCUGGGCCGGAACUCGUACGUCACUAUCGGCGAGAAGAUCUCGCGCGGUUGCGCCUGGGCGUACAAGGUGUUCCCCACGGGCAUCAUGCCCGAGAUCAUGACGUUCCACCACUGCGCCGAGCCGGACCACGGCGCAUGCGAGUGGGACGAGAAGAAGCACGGUCGCCCGGGCGUGCCGGGGGGCGUUAAGCAGGUCCGCGACGGCCGUUACAUGCUUCGCCCGGAGGCCAUUGAGAGCAUCUUCUACAUGUAUCGCAUCACGGGUGACGACGAGUGGCGCGACGUCGCCUGGGACAUGUUUCAAGCCAUCCAGCGCGCGACCGAGACGCCGCUGGCCUACUCGGCCAUCGACAACGUCAACGUGCAGCCGGGCGACACGACCAAGACGGACUCGAUGGAAAGCUUCUGGUUCGCCGAGACGCUCAAGUACUUCUACCUCAUCUUCUCUCCGCCCGACGUCCUCAGCCUCGACGAUUGGGUGCUCAACACCGAGGCGCACCCCUUCAAGCGGCCCAAGAGGAUGGACCACGUCGAGACCGAGGCCGAGAUCCGAGGGCAGUCCAAGUAG
This is a messenger RNA of Colletotrichum higginsianum IMI 349063, 1830 nucleotides long. Its product is annotated as alpha-1,2-Mannosidase. NCBI's taxonomy places the organism in Eukaryota, Fungi, Ascomycota, Sordariomycetes, Glomerellales, Glomerellaceae. The coding region runs from base 1 to 1830 and encodes 609 amino acids. Gene Ontology annotation, biological process: carbohydrate metabolic process; N-glycan processing. The record is from RefSeq and is a predicted model, not a curated record. Gene Ontology annotation, molecular function: mannosyl-oligosaccharide 1,2-alpha-mannosidase activity; calcium ion binding. Gene Ontology annotation, cellular component: endoplasmic reticulum; Golgi membrane. The transcript has a single exon.